This is a messenger RNA of Pomacea canaliculata, 1274 nucleotides long. RefSeq lists its product as uncharacterized. Bases 87 to 791 code for a protein of 234 amino acids. The transcript is spliced from 2 exons. Lineage: Eukaryota; Metazoa; Mollusca; Gastropoda; Architaenioglossa; Ampullariidae. The record is from RefSeq and is a predicted model, not a curated record.
CACACCACUGGCAUCAUCCACACGAUAGUGCUUGUGUUUCUUUUUCAUCGUCGGGUCUUUCUCUGAGUGUCGUCGAGAAGUAAGCGAUGCGUCUUAUUGUAGUGGCAGCGUGCUGUCUGGUCUCGUGCUGUGCGGCGGUCUGGCCCCCACCCAAGGCUCCAGAUAGAGGUGGACCGGUCAGAGAAGCCAACGCGCCCAAGUUCAGCAAAGAAUUGUCAAAUGUAAAGAGCUCGCCCUUCCAAGGAAAAUCGAUCGGUGACGAAGCCAGCUAUUCCAUUCCCCUCGGAAGCAGCAAGAACAAAGGAAAAGAGAACUCUGCGGAUACUGCUGCAACAAAGAACGGCAACUCGUCGAUAGGAAGUAUUUCGGAGAUGUUAGGGAAGGUUGACUUAAGUAAACUAGACUUAAAUAAGGUCAAACCUGCGAACUUAAACAUGAUGGGAAUGCAAGGGGGUUCAAACAACCGAAGAUCCCCCUCCCGGAACGAGGAGGAAUCGCCGGAUGAGCCUACAUGGGACAGAAACAGUCCAUACCAGAUUGCCGCAGAUCGGGGAGGGUCGGAUGUCAACAGCAGGUCCCAGUACCAGAAUCCAGGGAUUUCGAAAAAGGGAAUCGCAUCCAUUAAUGUCCAGCCACGGCCCCCGGGCUCAGGGAAAGCGGCCAACAACGUUGGAGUUGGUAAACCCGGAGCACCCCAGAAGAAAGCGGGUAGUUUUUCUCCAACGACUCCCCCGUUAAAGAGCUCGAAUCAAGGGAAGAAACAACAGCAGAGCCCCAAGAAGUCGGGCUGAUCAGCCGGCCAAUGCUCCAUCCGAAUCGCUUUGAAUGUCCGUGAGGCGCCGGAUCAUUAGAUACAUACAGUGACCCCCCUCCCCUCCUUUAUCUGCCAUGUCACUCCAAAAUCAGAGUUCACCUUUGACCCGCAAUUGUUCUUACGUACUUACCGUUUGCAUCCCUUCUCCAUGGCCAGCUACUCUGGUUUCCUGCUGGCGCAGUUAUGAUGUGGUCUUUGUAAGAAAUAAGAAAAAUCUCCCUGUAACAAUUAUCUCAUUUCCACACAUUCCAUUUUCAUAUUUGUAGUUCCUUUUCAGGGUCCAUGGCUUAAGACUACAUCUUCUCAUACAGUCUAAACUCCUGUUCCCUUGACUUGCACAAAAAGAGAUAUACACCAUUGUAAAUGAAUAAAGAAGUAAUGCAACUGUUAAAAUGUAUCACAGAGCGAUGGUAAGUCUAUCACUAACUGAAGUGAUUUUAAUAAACAUGAUGAAGAACAA